AUGUCUUAUCUUCAUCCCGCCGUCAAGGCUGUGGUUAUAGCAGUCGCAGCACCACUGGGCCUCUAUUGCGUUUUCUUGGGACUGGGAAUGACACCCUUCUUCCAGAGACAGUUUCUAUAUGCGCACAAAUUCAAUACAUUAUUAUGGAGUAAUGUCAACCAACCAGAACGGUGGGGUUUCGCUCGGAACCAAGUAACUCCGUUCUCACUGAAAACGCCUGACGGCGAAUCAAUUUACGCUUGGCAUAUCCUACCACUCCCUCUAUAUCUACAGAAUGAAGCCAAGAUAGAGUCCCAAGAGCCGGGUUUCUCGGCAGACUUCACCAAGACCGAGUCAUUUCGUCUACUGAAGGAGGAUCCAGAAUCUCGCUUGGUGUUAUAUUUUCACGGUAACGCUGGUCACAUCGCGCAAGCUAUUCGGCCUCUCAGUUAUCAUUCCUUGACUGAUACUUCCUCAUAUCAUGUUAUCGCCAUCGACUACCGAGGAUUUGGUCAUUCUACGGGCACACCGUCAGAGACUGGAGUAAUUCAAGAUGCCGCAACACUCGUUGACUGGGCUACCAACGUGGCAGAGAUUCCACCAAGUCGCAUAGUCCUGCUCGGGCAGAGCUUAGGUACUGCUGUGGUCAGUGCCGUUGCUGAAAGGUAUGCCCUUCAGGGCGUCGAAUUUGCAGGCAUUACCAUAGUCGCUGGCUUCAGCGAUCUUGCAAAUCUCCUAUUGGGUUAUCGAAUCGUGGGUAUCUUCCCUGUACUUGCUCCCUUCCGCAUGUGGCCUUCUCUCGUGCGUUUCAUCCAUCGCUUCGUUGUCGAUAAAUGGCAUUCAGACAGAAGGCUCGCCAACGUAGUCCGCCAUACGAAGACGAGGCUCAGGCUUAAUUUGAUUCAUGCAAAGAAUGAUAAAGACAUCCCUUGGACGGAAGACAAUAAGUUGUUCAGAGCCGCUGCCCAGGAGACUCUUGGGAUUAUGGAUGACAAGGACUUCGAGAGUUGGAAAGAAGAGCGCACCAUCCGCAAGGGCAAGGAUGCAUUUGUGACCACUUGGACUGCUGAACCCAACAUGAUUAUCCGCCAAGAGCUUUUCCCAUAUGGUGGUCACAACGAUAUCAUGGGCUAUGCGCCUGUUGCGCUGGCUGUCAUGAGAGCAUUUGAUCUUCACGGAACGACUUACAGUGAUGAAUAG
Messenger RNA from Fusarium tjaetaba, 1179 nucleotides. RefSeq names its product Abhydrolase domain protein. NCBI's taxonomy places the organism in Eukaryota, Fungi, Ascomycota, Sordariomycetes, Hypocreales, Nectriaceae. The transcript has 6 exons. The record is from RefSeq and is a predicted model, not a curated record. The coding region runs from base 1 to 1179 and encodes 392 amino acids.